GGCACCCACAGUGGAAGUUUUGUGGAUGCCUCAGUACCCAGGGCCCUGCGAAGACAGCACCUGUGACUUAAAGAAAGCAGGCAACGUCAUGAGGCAGAAAAAUAAUGCCCGGGUCAACCUCCCCAACCUGGUCACCUUUAUAUAUGUGCUGGCUAAAACUGGGGAAAAUGGAAGUCUAACAACAUCUAAAGGGCACCAGAUUGGAGAAGGUAGAAAUAGCAUACAGGUAAGUUAGGUCCAAGCCUACCCCAGAAAUAGCCCAUAGUAAAAUAAGUGUAUUCUACUAUUUAGCAGUAUGUUAAAAUACUUUACUCAUAGCUCCCCACUUUCUGUUUGAGCUACCAUAAAUUUCUAAAGUCCUUGGGUAGCAUCCAACUAAUGUAUCCAGUCAGCACAAAGAUUUAUUCAUGUGCAACAGUACUCCACCCACCCACCCACCUCUCCUCCACCCUUCAAGAUCCCCAAACCUACUCCAGAAGGCUGGGCAACUAGGAUGGAGCAUAUUGCAUAUCUUGAGAGAGGCAGUUCCACAGCCAUGGGGCCACCACAGAAAAGGCUGCAUCCCUUGUAUGUACCCCCUGCCUUCCCUUCCAUUGCUCCAGGAUCUUCUCAGCUGGUCACGUGUUUCAGACCUCAUUCUUGCAUGUCUAUUACAAUUUUCUGCCUACUAAGAGAAAAGUACAGGUAAAGGACCCCUGGACAGUUAAGUCCAGUCAAAGAUGACUAUGGGGUGCGGCGCUCAUCUUGCUUCAGGCCAAGGAAUCCGGUGUUUGUCCACAGAAAGCUUUCCAGGUCGUGUGGCCAGCAUGACUAAACCGCUUCUGGCGCGCAGAGGACCAUGACAAGUGCUAGAGCGCAUGGAAGUGCCAUUUACCUUUCCGCUGCAGCGGUACCUAUUUAUCUACUCUCACUGGUGUGAUUUUGAACUGCUAGGUUGGCAGAAGCUGGGACAGAGAAAUGGGAGCUCACCCUGUCGUGGGGAUUCGAACCGCGACCUCCCAAUCAGCAAGCCCAAGAGGAUCAGUAGUUUAGUCCACAGAGCCACCCACUCCCCGCAAAUGUACUGCUGGGAGCACACUAGAAAAUUGUUUCCCAAAUGAAAGAUUUCUAAAAAGAGUGAGGAGAUUAAAGUGGAAUAUGGUACUCUUGUGAUGAGCAGUAGAAUUCCCAAAGUUUUGGAGUUGCUUGAUAACAGUGUUAGCCCACUCCCUGUCUGCUGAAAAUAGAAGGUUAUGUGCUUUCACCAUUUCUUCCUGCUGAGAUCUUUUAUAUUUAUGGUGUACAUUUCCUUCAUUUUAAAAAAAAAAAUGGAGGAAACUAUGCCUUUCUAGGAUAAAUAUCUUUAAAAAAACAACGCUGAGUUUGUAUAAACAAAAGAAAGAACCUUUGAAUCUGGAUUUUGUUCUGUUUGAGCGAGCAGCCGUCUGUCUCAAUGAACUGCACACAUUACACUUCAUCCUCCAGAGAUUCUCAUCACACAAGUUAGAAUGAGUGAAAACAUGCUUUUAUCUUGUUCUAAAAGGGACAGAAUUCACAACCUCUUUCCAACCCAAGCAAAGCACAGCAUAUGGGAAAUAUUGUAAUUGGGGAAAGCAUCCAUUGGGCAGUCAGGGGGUAAGGGGAGAUUACAGAAUCUCCCCUUACAGAAUUUUUUUUUUACCUGUAUAAAAUUAAUGCUGGAUGUUAAAUCAUCAAAUGAAAAUAUCAAGAAGAUUCUCCGCAGUCCAUAUCAAGCAGUGAACUAUUUUUCAAUUCCAAAAUACAAUCCUCUGAAGAUUACCCGCUUAUGAUUUUUUAACAUUUUACUCAUUUAGCUGUAUCAUUAACUAUAUUUCCAUGUGGUCCACAGAUAACCCAAAAAAAAACCCCGUUCUUUAGAAACAGGACUAUCAGAUGAUUUUAAAAAGUGAUCCCUGUGCCAUUUUUCUGGAAUAUUGAAACAAUGACAGCGAUAGCACAUCUUGUUCAAUAUUUCAGUUCUCUUGUACCUUGAUGCGUAAGUGAAUCAACUAAUCCCACACUGCAACAACAACAACAAAGUAAAAGGGCUUUACUUUGACUAAAUCACAUUCUAGGUAUGUAGGCAAGUAUAAUUUGUGUUUUGUCCAGGAAAGGAACUUCCAGAAGGGAAAAAAAUGGGCAAAGUGAUGGAAAAGAGCUAUAUCAAAGGCACAACGAGUUUACUGGUGCCAGCACAAAAGAAGGUCAUUCCAAACAGUAACUAGAUUCUCCCAUAAAUGAUUAAAUAAGACAGCCAGUUCUCUAUGAAUUCAUAUUGUUUGCAUCCAUGGUGCACCUGUUCACUAAUGUGCUCUUUUGAGUAUGGAUAGGAAAUGUGAUCUGGCCUCACCUUAAUGUUGUUAUUAGAAGAAUGCAUACAAUGCAAAUGUCUCUGAAAAAAGAGAUGUCAUACAAAGGAGGACAACUGAACUUUACUGUGAUGCUAGCAAGGAAGCAGGUGUUGUUUUGGAAAAACUAAUCUGUAUAUCUUCUCUUACUGUAGGUCAUGCGGCAAUAAUGCUGAUAGCCCCUCCCUGGAAAACCUCCCCUCCCCCCUCCCCCCCAAAACCCUUUCCAGAUAGGAAAUAAUAUCUAAUAAAAUGGGUGUAUAUUGAAUGUCAGGAUUUAGGCAUUCAUUAUGAGACACCAAACACAUGCAAAGCUAAUAGGACAUCUCUAAACUGUCAUGCUGGCUCCUCACAUUUCCCAUUUUAUGCUGAACUGUAGGUAAGUCUGGUUGCUUUCUCAUACCUUUUUAUGUUUAUUUGACCUUCCCAAUUCAAAGUCUGGAAUAUAAGGGUGAUUUCGCUCGCAAGGCUAAAGCAACUUGUGUCAACUGGAUUUUCUUGAACUGCUUUAAAUCUCUCAAAACAGUAGAAACAAUAAAUUUGCAAGAAAUGUUAAUUGUUUAAAAGCAUAUCUCAAGGGAUGUGCAUUGGAUUGGGUUGACUCACAAGGCAAAGCAGGAUACCUUGGACUGGAUUCUCAGAGUUGAAGUGCUCUUUCUAGGAGGUGGCACCUUUUGGGCACCUUGAUGAUGUGGGCAUCACACUAAUGCUAUGGUCAAGCAUUUGCUGAAAGCAAAAUAAAUUAAGUUUACCAUAACUCCAGAAUGGGAUGGUGGAUGAAACCUAAAAUUUGCAAGAUUUUUCCUUUGCCAAUUGUGGCCAAAAAUUUAAAAAAAUGUUAUGGGUGGUUUUUUCAUUUUUUAAAAAAGGAAAAAACACAAAAGGUCCUGGACUUAUUUGCCUAUAAUUUGGAAGUCUUUAACCACUUCAUAGAGUGGUUGAAGUUUGCCAAAUUAUAGAGGUCAUUAUAUUACAGUGGUACCUUGGGUUAAGAACUUAAUUCGUUCUUAACCUGAAACUGUUCUUAACCUGAGGUACCAUGUUAGCUAAUGGGGCCUCCCGCUGCCGCCGCUGCGCCGCCAAAGUGCGAUUUCUGUUCUCAUCCUGAAGCAAAGUUCUUAACCCAAGGUACUAUUACUGGGUUAGUGGUGUCUGUAACCUGAAGUGUCUGUAACCUGAAGUGUCUGUAACCCGAGGUACCACUGUAUACAGAUUUCAUCCAAAUUUGUCCAAAGAAAAAAAGUUAUAACCAGAGCACAUGGAAACGCCGUUUACCUUCCUGCCACAGUGGUACCUAUUUAUUGACUUGAACUGGUGUGCUUUCAAACUGCUAGGUUAGCAGGAGCUGGGACAGAGAAACAGGAGCUAACCCCAUCACAGGGAUUUGAACCACCAACCUUCUAAUCGGAAAGCCCAAGAGGCUCAGUGGUUUAGACCACAGCGCCACCCGCAUUCCUUUUUUGCUGCUAUUACCAGCAUACAUCUAGAGUAUUGCACCAUGCCUGUUCCUUGACUCUUUGGUAACAUCUGAUUGGGGUGUAUAGGGGGGUGUACAGUUUAGUUGUGUACUAUUUACUGAGAACUAACUUACAUUGAGUUCAGUUAUGCUUACUCCAAAGUAAGUGAGUAGAGGAUUACAGCUAGAUUUACCUCCUACACCAGUGCCACCCUAACCACAUUGCCAUUCCUAUUCACAUGGCAUGCUUCCAUCAAAUACAACUGGAAUUUCCAUUUAGUAAUAGUUCCCACUGCUGGUAAGGUAUAGGCCAGGACUAUGUUACAGAAAUAAAUAAAAUGGAAUAACCUAUUUUCUUAGAUUAAGGGGCUCCUAUUAUCUCAAACAUCUCAUUAACUGUGAAUGAAGCAAUGGUAUGAUCACCAGUUUUGCAUUCCCCAGUGCAUUUAUGCACCAUCUGCCACAGUUUCAAUAGAGCUGGAGAUGUUUUUGUAGAAUGUAGGUUUGUAAUAUAUAUAUAUAUAUAUAUAUAUAUAUAUAUAUAUAUAUAUAUUUAGCAAUAAGAAGUUUGAAUGUCAAUCAUUGUAAAAUUAAAGAACUCAGGUGGCUUAUCUGAAUCUCCCCAACUGGAACAACUUCUGUCAGUCAUCAAGACUGGGUAUUGCCAGCAUUGUAACAAGACAGCGCUAAACCGUCUUUGGUGGUCAGAUCAAGACCUUGUCUGCUUUAGAUCUAUCCCUGGGGGAUUUGAAGUUCAUAAAAGAUUCAUGCUGGGAGAAUAACUGGAAAGAUUGUCUUCCUGAUGACAAUUUAUUUAAUAGAGAAUCAACAUCUAGACAUCUCAGAAUACAAAAGAGUUUUUGACAGCCCAAAGCCACCUUCGGUUAGCAACACAAGAUUUUCAAACCAUGUUUCACAAAGUGGAUUAGUGAGAAUUAUGUAUAGUCACUAUGUACAGCAAUGACUUUUUAAAUGAUUUGUAAUUCCUGGGGAAAGAUCCCUCUCAAUAUGAAAACAAGACCUUCCAUCAGGGCUUCAUUGUUGCUGUAAAACAUUCCCUGCUGUAUGUAUGUGACCAUGUGUGACUAUUUGAUGUAACAAAUUAACUCUUGGCACGAUUUGAGAAAGAGAGAACAUUAGAUGAUAGAUAGAUAGAUGAUAGAUAGAUGAUAGAUAGAUAGAUAGAUAGGUGAUAGAUUAGAUGAUAGAUAAAUAGAUAGAUGACAGAUAUAGCUCGAUAAGCAAACAGCUACAUUUGUUUUCCUUUGGAGAUAGGCUUAUUAAGUACUUUCAAAUACAGAAAUGCAUUAUGGUUAACCCAACCCAAUUUCAGAUAUCCUUUCAGUCAUCUACCAUGCUAUCUCUAGCAGGGAGUCACAGGUACUGGUUUGGCAAAGAAUGCCUAAAACAAAAAGAUGUGAUGCCAUUCAUUUUCCAUGAAUUUAGCUUGCAAUCCUAUCAUUUGCAUCCUGCUAUGUAAAUGCUACAUUUAUUAGAUAAAGCAGAAAAUAAUACAGUACUUAGGAGUGGCUCAAGUGUUGCAGCAAAUGACAGAUGAUCUAUCAUUCUUGGCUCAUUCAUUUCAAGCUCUCCCAGUAAGCAUUUAGAGAAAGUUUGUGUUUUUGUCACCAAGGCGUCUCCUGGAUUUGUAGCUUUGGCACAAGCCAACUGAGUGUAGGUCAUACCUGCAUUACUCCUGGGGAGUUUGUUGUUCAGUUGCAUUACCCAUACGCUGAACAUAGCAGGUGCUACCAUUCUGUGAGUUGGGAAAGUGGAUGUCACCAUUUUGUGAGCUGUUACUUCUACUAGCACAUGGAUCAAGACCAGGAACAGACCAGAUGAAGAUGCAGAGCAGGAAGGGAGCCCCAUGCAGAUUGUUGUACACACUACUUUUAGUUUAAAAUCACACAAGCUUGGAAUAAUGCCCUGCAGCAUGCAUGGCUGAUAGUCCUCAAUACAUAUAUCAGGUAAGCAUGCUCAGCUGGCCAACUUGGUAUUAUGAGCUAGGUAAACACAAACUUCAGUGCUACCAUCAAAGCACAUUUGCUAGGAAAAUGCAAAGUGGAGUUGGAGGCAAGAGAGGUGGAAGAAGCUUUAGUAGGUGGGUGGACAAGGCUCAGGUUGGAACCUUGACCAUCUGCCAGGGCUGUCUCCAUCCAGAAGCUUCAUCCUCAUUAGCCUAUGGUGACAGCCUCCGGUUAAAAUGAAACCCAUUUCAUUGUCUCAACUUCAGGACUAACAGGCAACAUGCUCUAAUUCGAUCUUCUCUUACUUGUGUGAUUCUGUAUCACUUUGUAUUAUCACCCAACAAAUCAGAUAUGUUUCUGGCUAGGGGUGAGUAGGAUGAAUGCUGCAGGGUUAUCCACUGUUUACCACCACCACCAUUUCUGGACAUUAUGUGGGUUUAAAAAUGUAUGUUCAAAUAGAUGUGGAUGGAGACAUUGAUCUCAACAGGCACAUGAGACACAUGGAAUUGCAACCACUUUCCCCCCUGAGAACUUGGGAAAGCCCAUGAGGUUUUGAGAGUGCUCAAAGAAAAUAGUCUCAGAAACCUGCGCAUUUAUUUUUUAUUUUUUUGAGGUGAAUAUAGGGGUGUUUGUGCACCCUCUGAAGGUUAGAAGCCCACAAAUAAAGAUAUCAAUUUUAGUUAUUACUUUCAAAAUAUACAGUGGUAUGCUAGAGAUGUUCCCCCAACUCCCCCAAAAUUAUUUGUUCACAUAUAACAAGGACUAUUUUCUUAUUUCCUUUCCAAAUAAUUGCUUGCACUGAAACCAUCUCAUGUCAAAACUAAUUCCAAAGCAUUUGGCUGUAAGAAAUACUAUAGCUCCUGUCCUAUAUCCACUUUCAUGGGAGUAAGCUCCAGUUAGCUGAAUGGGACUUAGUUUUGAAUAGCAAUGUGCAUAAUUGUGCCCUAAGUUGCUUAUUAUGUGGAACUCCUUAAGUUUUGAUCCUAAGGAAUUCACAUCUUUAUAGAACGGGCAACUGGCUAGUAAAUAUUGUUGCUGUUGUUUUUAGGCCAACUCAAUAAAGAUAGAUUUUUGCAAGAUGUAGAUUUUCAGAAACUGUGUGUCCUCAAUAUGGGAAUGAAACAAAUACAGCAAAAAGCAUUUUAAAAAAAUAACCUUUAUUACAGGGGUGAGGAACCCUUUCUAAACCAGAAGAAAGGACCAUAGCUCAGUGGUAGAGCAUGCAGAAGGUUCAAAGUUCAAACUGGGCAGGGGUGCCAACUAUAGGGGGCCUUAGGGGCCCAAGCACCCAGACAAUAUUUGUUGUGGGUGCUCAGCACCCACACUGCAGGACCCCUGAUGCAACUUCCAGUGCCUUGCAAAGCACCAGAGGUCAUGCCUGAGGCCUUGUGAGACCUUGGAGAUGCCGUCUGAGGCCUUGCAAGACCUUGGGACCUGACUUCCAGUGCCACAAGAGGCUGCGGGGCAUGUGAUGUCAUGACGUCACAUCGCAAUGUCACGUCAUGAUGUCAUGUCGCACACGCUGGGCACCCAUAACCUGGGGCCCAAAUCAGCACCCCUGAAACUGGGGCAUCACUGAGUAGGGAUGGCAGACAUUCCCUGCUUGGAACCUUGGAGAGCUGCUACAAGUCAGUGUAGACAAUACUCUGGAAAACGGACCAAUGGUCUGCCUAAGUGUGAGACAGUUUCCUAUGUUCCUAUUCCCUCACAGGGAAUCUUCUGGUAGAGUUGCCAUAUUUCAAACAGUGAAAAUCCAGGCAGAAAAGUUGUUGAGUUUUUUGGGGCCAAAGUUACGGCCAGACAGUGAUGCCAACUGCAGUAUUCCAGAUAUGCCCAGAUGUAUGGCAACCCUAUCUUCUGGGGACUGUGUGCCAGUGGGUUGUGUGUCAAUGGAGAGGACCCUUAGCUCUGUAGACUAAGCUAUAUUCCAGCUAUGCAAAAGCCAAAUGUUUCUGCAUCCUCCUCCACCUCUCCCUACAAGCAAGAAAGAUGCAUUGUGGUAGUUCAAGGACACAUUCCAGCCAGGCAAAAAUACUCAAAGAGGGUGCAGAACAGGGCCAGUGAGGGGGUGAUCUGAUGAGAUGAAAUGGCCUCGAUCCUGAGAGCCAGAUAAGGAGGUCUGAAGUGCCACAUUCGUAUACACCCACCCCAGGCUUGCAGUUACCUGCUCCAGCUUUAUUGCUUCAUUCAACCUAUAUCCCAUCCAUUCUGUCUAUUUGCUUACUCCUAAGGUUUUUUUUUUUUUUUGAAACUGAGUGAUAGCAUUCAGAACAUGAAGCACCAGCUUUACAUAUCAGAUGCUUCCUGGUAUCUCCUAUCACGGAGGGCAUGAUAUCGCUGUCAUUUGAGCACACUGCUACUUAACUAACAAACAGUGUAGGAUGAACUUUUGAGCUGCUGUGCAAGUUCAAACCUUUCUGUGUGGAGAAGUGCAAAAUCUGAUGUCAUCAAAAGUGAGGACUAAAAGUAUCGGCAUGGAUUUAUGUAUAACAUUAGGGCUAUUUCUAUUCUGAUGAGAAGUAGUGGGUGUGCAAUUUGGAUAGUUCGGUGCUAAUGUAGUUUUGAAGCCCCCAUCUGCCUUGGCACUAAAAAUCCCACAAUUGGUCUCAUAAAAAAAGUCCCUUUACAAUUUGCUAAUUAUAUCAGUGUUAUCUGACAGGUCUAAUUACGGCCUUAAAGAAUAUAUGUACAGUGUGUGUGUGCGCGCACACACACCACACACACACUGUAUACAAACAGGUUUUCAAAACCAUGCCUUCUGGUAGAUUAACCUGGGGUGAUGCAGACAGAACACAACAGAUGGGUAUUAUUUUAAUUUAACAGGGUGUAUCCCAUAUCCACUGUAAAUAAAUGCAAUAUUUCCUCCUAACUUCUGAAGAAGCUAGAAAUUAAGGCAUUGCAUACUCUCCCUAUUUUGUACAUGAGCUUGGAAAGUUCAUUUUUAAAAGCAACUAGUUCAAGUUCAACUUGUCCAAAAAGGAAUAGAUUCCAGUUCCCACUUGUCCUUUUAUACAAAAUGAACUAGUUGGGUUCAGGUUCAGUUCACAGUUCUAUUCAAAUUAUCCAAAUGCUCCUUGGCUAUUUCCCCCCAGCAUUCAGAAUGCUGAGAGCUGCUGUGCUAAAGAGUAAAACAUACUUAAGAAGAGUGGAUUGCAAAAUGAUUAAUUUGUUUUUCUCAACAAUUAUCAUGUUUAAGCUUAAAAACUCAAAGAGUCUAAAGAAGAAGGGAGACAUUCGAAGUUCUACCCCCCCCCAUAAACUUCAUGUUCAAUUCACCCCACAGCAAUUAUGGGAACAACUUUCAGGUGUAGUUGAGAGAUUUUUGAACUAAUUCAUUGAACAUUGUUAAAACAAAUUAUUUUUUCCAAAUACAGUCUACACCACAGCUUGGAUACAGAUUAUCCAACACUUCUACUUGAACCCCAGCUUUCUGGUACAGCUUCCAUUUAUUUUCUGUUCCAAUCUCCCCUGGAUCCCAGUAACAACCUCUGAAUGGCUAUUGGUGGGGAACAAGAGAGGGGUAUUUUCAGUGACUGCACCCAGACUCUGAAACUACCUCCCAAUUUUUAGCCUUAGCUGCAAAGACCUGGGUUGCCUAUUUUUAUUCUGCUGAGCUGUUUGUCUGUUAUUAGUUAUAACUUGCUCCUGUUCAUUUUGUCCUUAUCAUUUUAGUUGCAUGGGUGUGUUUGCACUAAAUAUCCUGGAAUUGGUCUCCUGGGGGGGGUCUCUUUUAUAGCUGUGUCACCUAAUUAUAGCUAUGUCAUCUGACAGGUCACACACACACACACACACACACACACACACACACACAUAUAUACUAGGUCUGCAAUUCUGACCAAAAAGUGAGCAACCAUUUGCUAAACUUCAACUCUGCAAACCCCAGCCUAUCAGAUUUAUCAAUAAUCCCGGGUUCAAUUCCCAGGGUUUCCAAAUAGGUAUGGGAAUGACUCUUUCCUGAAACCCUGGAAAACACUGCCAGUCAGUGUCAGAAUACUGGGCUAGUUGAACACAUGGUCUUUUUUGGUAUUGAUAUUUACAAAAAUGCUUAUAUGACACCAUCUCACGUAAUAUAUCAAGGUGGUGUACAGCAAUAUAUACAAACACAUUGUUCCUAUGCCUCCCUCCAAAUGCCCUUUUCACUCCAGCCCAGGCCUGACUUCCUCUUCUGGCAGCAGAAAUGGGAUGCAGCAAGGGCGGGCAGUCUCACCCAUCCAUCUUUUCUCUUUCCAAUUCACCACUAUUAGGGCUACAAGGAAGGGCUUAGGAAUGCACUGAAAUGUGGCUUCCCCAGAACUUUCAGUCUAUUGUGUUUAUAUUGUAUCUGUAGUGACCACCACAAGUUGAUGGUAUUUCUGAGGUAGGAAAGACAAAUCUUGCAAAUGUCACUCAUGCUAAUAAUAAUAAUAAUAAUAAUAUAUUUAUACCCCACCCAUCUGGCUGGGUUUCUCCAGCCACUCUGGGUGGCUUCCAACAAAAGAUUAAAAUACAUUUAAACAUCAUACAUUAAAAACUUCCCUAAACAAGACUUCCUUCAGAUGUCUUCUAAACGUUAGAUAGUUGUUUAUUUCUUUGACAUCUGAUGGGAGGGUGUUUAACAGGGCAGGCGCCACUAUUGAGAAGGCCCUCUGCCUGGUUCACUGUAACUUUGCUUCUCGCAGUGAGGAACUGCCAGAAGGCCCUCGGAGCUGGACCUUAGUGUCCAGGCAGAAUGAUGGAGACAAUGCAUAGAAUCUUACAACAGGGUGAGACCACAAAAGGCCAAGCAUUCCAUCCUCCUGUAACAAGACAGGACUGCUCACACCAGUUUCCUGCAAAUCAAACUCUGGCAGUUCAUGCCAUAGCUUGCCACAGGCUGAGAACAUGUGAACCAAAUUACAUUGACAAAAACAGCAUCUGAUGACACAAAGCAAUUAAAAGACACCUUCUAAAAGUGGGGGGGGGGGAGAGGCAAAAGCAAAGCAAAAUAAAACAAAACAUAUAGCACAAGCACAUACUCUCCUCUUAUCAUUGCAUCUACCUCUCAGUAGAAAAGAGAUUUCAACAAAACAAAUGGACAGUGAUUGCCUUGCAUGCUGGUUUGCAUUGCUAUGUAACUACUUUGCAUUAUUCUUAGCUGCAGCAGUAUUUUUUCAGAUUGUGAAUUACUUGACACAUAAGGAAUCUCCAAGCAGUUUACAAAAAUAUAAAAAUAUCAGAAAAAAGAGCAACAUAUUGUGAUUAAAACUGAACAAACGACUAUAUAUUUUUUAAGUUCUUUGUCUUAUUUGCUAUGCAUUCAGACACCUCUUAAGACAUACUAACCACAUUUUGCAUGAAGGUUCCUGAGAUCAAGGAGCAGGUUUUCGCUGUGUUUGGAAACAAAUGGACACCAUUUAAAAUCAAUAUGCUGGAUUCAAACUUUCAGACUGCACUGAUUUCAAAACUUGCAGUGAUCUUUUGCUUUUUAGGAAUUCCUGAGCAACACUGAGUACAAGGCUGCUUUGUUUAGUUGUUUAGUCGUGUCCGACUCUUCGUGACCCCAUGGACCAGAGCACGCCAGGCACUCCUGUCUUCCACUGCCUCCCACAGUUUGGUCAAACUCAUGUUUGUAGCUUUGAGAACACUAUCCAACCAACAAGGCUGCUAGUGACCUAUAAAACACAUAGCACCCAAAACUUCAGCAGACACAUCAUCAACAGACAGCAAAACCAUCAUAAGCCAGCAAAUGUCAGGGAGAAAAGAUACGUUUUUUGACCUGGUUACAAAAGGAUGUUAAUGAUGACACCAGGCAGACUUCACUGGGGAAGCGUUCCACAACUGGGGAGACACAACUGAAAUGCUUCCCUCAGAGGGGGCACCUAGAAAAGGGUGAAGAUUUAAUGAUAAGUUCAUAUUGGGAGAGGUGCUCCAAAAGAUUGGUUCUGGCAGUUAGGAAUUUGAAUGAUAACAUAAUACUUAUUCAUAAAUGUUUUGAUUCUCCUUUUAUCAACAGAUCACCAGAAAGACUGCCAUGGGCUCCCCCUACACAGAGAUGGAAAUGGCAACUAUUUUCUUUGCUGUGCUGGUAUUUCUUCUCUGUACAGCAUUUGGAAUCUGCGGUGAAAAUAUCAGUUGGUUUAAUGGUAUGGAAAUUGCCAGCUUCAACAUCCCUAUAUGAAUAGUGAUACCUUGGAAUGCUACAUUAGGCAAUUAUAUCAGAACAAAGGCCACCCUCUGUGGCAGCAAUAUUGUGACUGGCACCCCCAACACUCUCUCAAAAUUCAAAAUGUGUCCAGUAGGUAGUCCAAAAUGGUUGGCAGCCCCUGCUUACUGCAGUGCUUGAAGUGGGGUAGGUAAAAGGUAAAGGUACCCCUGACCAAUAGGUCCAGUCGCGGAUGACUCUGGGGUUGCUGCGCUCAUCUCGCUCUAUAGUCUGAGGGAGCCGGCAUUUGUCCACAGACAGCUUCUGGGUCAUGUGGCCAGCAUGACUAAAUCGCUUCUGGCGAACCAUAGCAGCACACAGAAACGUGCUUUCGAACUGCUAGGUUGGCAGGAGCAGGGACGAAACAACGGGAGCUCACCCCGUUGCGCGGAUUCAAACCGCCAACCUUCUGAUCAGCAAGCCCUAGGCUCUGUGGUUUAACCCACAGCACCACCGGCAUCCCCAAAGUGGGGUAGAGUGCGUCCCAUCACUAACAGCAACCCUCCCUAUCCACUAGCAUUCUCUUCCUUUAAACUACCUCAAGUUGUUAGAGUUGGAAUACUUGGGAAGCCCCAAUAUUCAGGCUGCCAUUGACAUGGUAGCUGGGGAACGACAUACAUAGACAUUUUACUAGACCAGAUUUCAUGAGAAUCUCAUUACAAGAUAGCUGCAAACAAAUAAAUAUACCUUUGUUUUGUUUUAAACCACCUCGGCUGUCAACAAGAUGGACUAUUCAUCUCAGCCACAAGGUUGCUAUUACAUUGGAAAGAGUUCAAAACAUCAACAUUUCAAAUAACCAAAAUCAUGUCUUCAUUGCAGAUACAGGACAGAAAUCAAGGGCAUCUUCAGAGGAGCCACUUUAUGUAUGACCUGCUUGUUCUUUCCCUGAAUAUUCAACAUUUGGGCUUAGUAACCAGAAGCUAUCCAAAUAUGCCACAGUAGGUUUUAAAAAGUCAUUUUCAAAGAACACAGAAGUAUUUAGAAAUACCUAGGAUUCAACCAGAAACUGAUUGCUACAAAGCUAAUAUUGCUUAAUUUGAGGUAUGCAUGUGAGCUGCUAUAAAUAAUUAUAACGCCUGUGCUGUUAUCAUUUUGCCCAGCCAAUAUUUUCUGUAGCAUAUUAUUUUAAUUUCUGUUGCUUUGUAAACAAAUAGACUUCCAAAGAGGGAUGCACAAACAUUCCCAAACGGAUUGUCACCUGAUCUCAACUCCUACACAAUUUGUAUUUAUACCCACCAUUAAUACAUGUUUAAACCAAGGAUUCUGAAUCCAGAAAUAGAUCUGAAAGUGUAGUCUGUAAUCAUUUAUGGAUCAACUUAUAAACACUAGUAAGAACUCACGGGCUGAACUGCAAUAAAAAUAACGCUUGGAAAUAUUACUUGGCAAGAGAUGCCCAGUGUCUGAUUUUGCAAGACAUUGAGUAUCUGCAUUGUUGUGACUGGUAUUCUCCACUACCAAGCAUUCCACAUGAAAGAGCAUUUAAUACCAAUGCAAUAAGUACUCAGCUGUUUACUCACAACCCUUGAAAGCACAAUGCAUUGCUCAAAUGUUGAGAGAAAACAUCAGAUCCUUUGAACUGUCCAAGAAAAAGAUCAUUCCUCUCCCCCUUCAGGGUCGACUCAUGCCCAUUUUUUCAUACCCAUUCCCGAAUAUGCAAAUUGUAUAGAUCGUCAAAUGAAAGGGGAAUUAGAUUUGUAUUUAAAAAUUCAGGCAGCCAGCCAUUUUCCUUUGUAGUUCCCCCCACAUUAAUUGGUAUUCACCAGUUAUUUCCUAACAAUAGCCCCCCCUGUUCUCAGCUGAUCUGUAUGGAUCAGCUGAAGAGGGGGCUGUGUGCCUGUGUUUGUGCAAGAGAGGGGGGGCGCCCAUAUUCCCUUAUAGCCACACCUACCACUGCCCAAACCCCUGAACUAGACUGGCAAAUCCUACCCACAUCAGCAACCUGGAGCUGAACCCUGAGCACAUGUAGGGAACUUUAGACCAGAUUAUCUUUGUCUCCAGUGACUUUCACACAUGCAGUUAAUUGUUUGUGGUCCUCCAAAAGGACAUGCUUAGUGCUUUCAGAGCUUCUGGACUAUCAUUGAUCCCUUUUUUUGUUGUUAUCCUGCUGCAGUUUUUACUCUCUUUUGGAUUUUAUGCCUUUGUUUUAUUUGUAUACUUUGUGGGUUUUAACCUUUACUGUAACAUGCCCAAGAACUUUCCAUAGUUGUGCAGCAUAGUAAUAUAGUAGAUCUAUAAAUACAUACACUGAUUCAGGACAUAGUUACAAUUUGCUAAAGACCUUGCACUCAGUUAAAAACAAUAAAUAAAUAAAAACCAUUUUGUCAAAGAUAUAAUAAAAAUGAAACAAACGGAACAAUAGCACUGCAGUGAACUGUUUAACACAUAUGGAAUGCAACCUUCCACUUGCCUAAAAAGAGGUAAGUCCCAUAGAACUCCAUGGGAUUUACUGCUGGGUAAAAAUGUAUAGAUAAGUAUGUAAGGGUGCAGCCUUGAUAUCAAAUCACUGCCUAUUUGUAGGAUUUGAUGCUGACAGUACUUUUUACAUAGGUUGUGAAAAAUGUGCAAAGAUCUGCAACGUUCAGACACACAUUCCAAAUUCACGAUAAUGCCUCACCUGGAGCAUAAUAAGCUAUUAAAAUAUUAACAGGUAUUAAUUGCAUGUAACUAAAACACCUUAUUUUAUCCUCAGCAUAUACCAGGUGGCAUAUACUAUGAGCUGGGGCAUUGUGGAACUUGGGAGGAAAUGAGUCCAGACUAUGUUUUAUUCAUGUUUCAAAAUGGAAUUCUCCAUAGUAUAAGCUUAUAAUCACUUCCAUCAUUUAUUUAAAUAUCAAAUUAUAUCUACAUUAAUUUCACAGUGUUUCUUUACCACGAUGAGGAAAUGCAUCAUAAUGUCUCCUGAGGCUCUGCUGCAAUGUAUCAUCAUGUCAGCACUUUCAAUUAUUGAUGGAUUUUGGCACCUUCAUCCAGAAAUGGGGGGGGGG
Messenger RNA from Podarcis lilfordi (Lilford's wall lizard), 14915 nucleotides. Lineage: Eukaryota; Metazoa; Chordata; Lepidosauria; Squamata; Lacertidae. The record is from the annotation of a GenBank genome assembly.